AUGUGGUCUCCCCCGCCAGACGAUUGGGUCAAAAUCAACUGUGACGUUAAGGUUGGUAGCGACUCAAUGUGUGCGGUGGCUUUGGCUAGGGAUCAUAAGGACUCAAUUUUGUGGGUAGCAAGCAAUAUCCUCAAUUUCUUUGAUUCGCUUAUUGGAGAAGUUGUGGCUUGCCUGUUGGCCCUGGAAUUAGCGAUUAGUGGGAAGCUUUCUUUUGUGAUCGGUGAGAGCGACUCUAAGACGGUGAUCAAUACUCUGAAGGGAAUUUCCUCCACUUGGGGUAUUACUAAUUAUGUAAUUCAAUGUAAAAAGCUCUCAAACCUUUUGACUAGAUGUAAUUUUUCGUUUAUUUCUAGAAGUUGUAACUAUGCAGCUCAUAAUGUGGCAAAAUGGGCUUUCAACUGUAAUGUGACUGGUAUGGUGGAUCCGUCCUCCAUUCUAAGUAACUUAAUUUGUAAUGACCGCGAGGUCUAA
Messenger RNA from Cannabis sativa, 471 nucleotides. RefSeq lists its product as uncharacterized. Gene Ontology annotation, molecular function: nucleic acid binding; RNA-DNA hybrid ribonuclease activity. Bases 1 to 471 code for a protein of 156 amino acids. The transcript has a single exon. The record is from RefSeq and is a predicted model, not a curated record. Lineage: Eukaryota; Viridiplantae; Streptophyta; Magnoliopsida; Rosales; Cannabaceae.